GAGCCGCCGGUGGCAGGCCCCCAGCGACCUCUACAGCGCUGCGUUUUUCCAGCAGUCUCACUCCCUCUACCGUAUUCUCUGGGAAUUGGUGUCUGACGCGGCUGCUCUGCACAUUAUUUAUUUAUUUCCUCUUCCUCCCGCCCAGACCCUCCUGUCAGGAGAGCUGCAGCCCAGACGGAGACAGGCAGGAAGCUACCGGGACACAGGAGGCAGAGGACAGAAGGAGGACCUCUCAGAAGCCCCCACCCAGUACAUCAAGCUCAUCAAGUCUCCAGGUGGCCAUGAGCACCAGGCAGGAGACCAGAAGAGAGGGGGGAGACUCCAGCAGGCGGGGACAGGGGGCAGAGCUUCGGGACCGAGCCCACCUGAGCCAGCAGCGCCGGCUCAAACAGGCCACCCAGUUCCUGCACAAGGACUCCGCCGACCUGCUGCCCCUGGACAGCCUCAAGAGGCUGGGCACCUCCAAGGACUUGCAGCCGCACAGCGUGAUCCAAAGACGCCUGUUAGAAGGAAACCAGAGUCGGAGUCAGGGGGAGUCUCCCCUGGUGCAGGCCCUGAUGCAUGGCCAGGAGAACAGGAGGAAGACUAACACGCCAGAGAUUCCAGCUCUUCUGGUCAAUUGCAAGUGUCAGGACCAGGUUCUUAGGGUGGCCGUGGACACAGGCACCCACUACAACCAGAUCUCCACUGGAUGCCUCACCCGCCUAGGGUUAGGGAACAGGGACCUGGCGCCUGGACUCCCACCCCAGGUGGAGCAGCUGGAGCUACAGCUAGGCCAGGAGACUGUGGCAUGUUCAGCCCAGGUGGUGGAUGUGGAGAGUCCUGAGUUCUGCCUCGGACUGCAGACUCUGCUUUCUCUCAAGUGCUGUAUCGACCUGGAACACCGAGUGCUGCGGCUGAAAGCCCCCUUCCCAGAGCUGCCCUUCCUGCCUUUGUACCCAGAGCCUGGCCAGUGACUGCCGGCCCCAUCAGUCCCCAGGGGGCAGUCCUGUGACUUAGGGAAGAGCCAUGUGGGUAUGGGGACAUUACUACAGCCAGGUAGCUGGGGAUCGCUUUGUCUGUGCCUUCUGUCACCACCCUGAUCCUGCUGUUCCAUUUCCCUGUCGGCCACAUCUUCUCUGCUUCUUGGCAACUUCCCUAUCCCCCAGGAGUUUUCCCAGAGAGGGGCCAGGAUCUCAGGGCUCUGGUUUCCCUGUUCUCUCUCAUUCCCCUCCAGAGAAAAGCAAAGCCAAACCAGGUCUGCAGAAAAUGACACAGCGUCCUGGCCAGUGUGGCUCGCUUGGUUGGGUGUCAUCCUGUGCACAGAGAGGUUGUCAGUUUGAUUGCCAGGCAGGGCAUACGCUCAGGUUGUGGGCUCGGUACCCCGAGAGGGACGUGCAGGAGAUGUCUCCCUCUCACAUCGAUGUUUCUCUCUUUCCCUUCCUCUCUCUCUAAAAAUCAAUUUACAAAUACCUUUUUAAAAGAUUAUACAAGGAAAAUGGGGUUACAGGCUAGGCCCUGGCAUGGUAGAAACUGGCCUCCACCUGUCCCCUGCCACCCCAAACCUCCUCGACUACCUUCACUCCCACAUCUCUCACCUCACUUUCUGGACUCAUUAUCUUUCAGGAUCAGAUGCCCCACCUCACCAACCAGCUCUCCAGCCCGGCUGGUGCUUACUGUUCUGAUUCUGCACAUGCCUGCUCACAGCUGAGUGGGGGUGGGGGAGACACUGAACAGAAUGAUUCAACACCCUAGGAAGGUGGCUUGGUAGAGGAAUGGCAGCUUACAAGGCUGGGAGCUCUGUUAGUUACCUUUUCUGAGCUUGCAAAUAUCUGAAGCAAGUUAUCAUUUGAUUACCCUGUGCAAAACCUUGGCUAUACCUCUACUAUUUCCUCCAGAUAUUUGUCCUUCUCCACUUGCUUUUCACCCACUGGGUCCCUGAACUUCAGGGGGUGUGUGCAAGAGCCCUGCAGAGAGCUGCCCCCAAAGGUGAACGGGAUGGAGGGGUUGUCAGUACUCAGACUUCACCUGACCAGUAGUCCUUCUUAUUUCUAGAACUAUCCACCUCAUUAGACCUUCUUCCUACCCCUCAUCUUGGGCUUCCUGAGCUAGACCUUGUCUUGUUUUGGAAUCAGUGGCUUUCUAUCCCCUAGCGGGCUCUAAGCCAAAGCAAAAGGACAAGGAGGCUCUUCCGGCUUCACUGUGGAGAAGAAUCCAAACCUUAAGAAGCUAGAUGCCCGAGUGUCUUUCUGGCUGGUUUGAGCCUCUGAAAUCAUGGGUGAGUGGUAGAGGAAGAGAAUGGUGUAACUAGCCUGACCUAGGGAACUGGGACCUUAGGCUGGAAACAAAAUCUUGAGCGUGGGGCAGGUUAGAGAAGAACCAGGAUGCAAGGAACUGCCCUGUGACACCCGGCCUUACCUUUCUCGGCUAAGUCCCCCGCCCUCACAGGGUGAGGAGAGUGGCUCACUAUCACAGUGUGAUAGGACCCUGGUCCCUCACUGCCUGGCUCCAUGGCCUCCGCUUUCCUGGUCUUACCCUGCUCCUUUCACUUCUGCCUCCUGCUGCUUCUGUAAUUGUAGACAGACUGCAGACCCCUAUGGCUGGCCCUCAGCUCAGCUGCCUCUCCAUUUGAAUAAA
Molecule: messenger RNA, 2616 nt
Organism: Myotis myotis
Lineage: Eukaryota; Metazoa; Chordata; Mammalia; Chiroptera; Vespertilionidae
Gene: NRIP2
Product: nuclear receptor interacting protein 2
Exons: 6
Coding region: 282-956 (224 amino acids)
Source: RefSeq, a predicted model, not a curated record